AGCCUGCAUCAUUUCUUUCUUUGCCUUGUCUACAAGGGUACUUCACAAACAGUAGAGUUCAUUCAAAUUUGAAAACCCAAUACAUAACUUAUUCACCACGCCUCUUCUGUAGGCGGGUUAGUAGAGUAGUGGUUUCACUUGGCAUCCACAUGCCAAUCAUUUCCUUUCCUCCAUACGAUUCGCUCUGUAGUAUGUUUCCAAACGCGCGGAAGUUGUCAGUUGAAAGGGACGUUAACUAUGAAGAUCGUUUAUUUUAGUUAGAUGCCAGCUAUAUUUUGGACAUUAAAUGUAUUUGAUGUACAAUGGAUGUAGUAGAACAACAACUUACAAGGAUGACUCGUACAGUCCAAGUUCAAGUUUUUGACAGCUAAGCCAGUUAGCCAUCUUUUAGCUGACUGGCUAACAGCUUUUAAUGGCUUGUUUUUGCUUUGAUAAUGCAAUACUGUAGCUAGAGUUGAAGUUCUUGGAUCAGUGUUGGAUAGCAAGCGCUAGUGUGUUAAAUAGUAAACAAUAGCUUACAGUGUCGUCCAGAGUUUCCCAAUCGAUUACAUUAGCUAUAAGCACAUGCAUGCAUUGCAGCUCUUGUUGUGUUUAUCUUGCCAGUGUGCUAGCUAGCUAAAGUUAGCACAUUGUUGAACUUUACUGUGGGAGAGCCUGAAGUUAGCCAGCGGAAAUCUGCUACUACGCCUUUUACGGCUGGCUAGAUUUUUACAUUUGUAGUACAAGUCAUUUCUGGAUGUUUUGCUGAACAACUGGAUAACUAACACCUACAGCAAGCACCAUGUUGGGGGAGUUCGGUAUGAAAGAACGGGACAAGCAGGUGCUGAAGAAACGUUCCGUUGCACUCUGCAAAGAGAUGGUUGUGGACGAGUUGCUAAUCCAGUAUCUUCAGGCAGAAAGCAUUCUGACUGACAGCAUGGCAGAAAGUAUUUUGGUAAAGGAGACGUCUCACAAGCGCAGCUGGCAUUUGCUGACACUCCUUCCCAAGCGAGGGCCCAAAGCAUUCAGCAGUUUCUGCACGGCUCUCAGGGAAACAGAACAGGAUCACCUGUAUGAGCUGCUCAUAAGCUGCCCAGAUAAAGAGAGGUGUGUGGAUCCUCGCUUCCCUCUUCCUGUUCAGGAGUGCCCAGUGCCUGCCAAGAGGGCCAGACUUAACGAGUCCAUAGAGAUGUGUCUGGAUACUGACUGCCCUGUUACCACAGCCGUGCAGCCAUGCACGCCCGAGUUCUAUGACUCUCACUGCCAACAGGCGUACAGGAUGCAGUCGUCGCCCAGAGGGUUGGUCCUGGUGCUUAGCAACGUGGAUUUUGAGGCUUCUGAGUUUGAGAUGCGGCGGGGAGGAGAGGUGGACGAGGACGUGCUGAAAAGACUCUUCGUGGAGCUCAACUUCAUCGUCGUCCUCCGCAAAAACCUUACUGCGCAGGACAUGCGUGAGUGUAUAGAGAAGUUUACCCAACGUACGGAGCACCGUGAGAUGGACUGCUGUGCUGUGUGUCUGCUGUCCCAUGGGAAGGAGGGGGGGGUCUACGGGACGGACGGAGAGCUGCUGGAGCUGGACUGGGUGUUUGAGGCUUUUGAUAAUGCCCGCUGCCCUCAGCUGCAAAACAAACCAAAGAUGUUUUUCAUCCAAGCUUGCAGAGGAGUACUUCCUGUUUCAGAGGAGAUGGACAACGGCGUGGACCAGUUAGACGGCUCGGAGCGAACACAGUCGCCAGGCUGUGAGCAGAGGGAUGCUGGGAGGGACGAAGAGAGCGAGCGACAGAACAGAGAGAGGGAGGAGAGGGAAAGAGAGAGGCUGCGAGUCAAACUACCCCAACGCUCUGACAUGAUCUGCGGUUUUGCCUCUCUCAAAGGUUGGGGCACGGCAGCCAUGAGGAACACGAAGAAAGGCUCCUGGUACAUUCAGGAGCUCAACAACGCAGUCAGGCAGAGAGCCAGGGACACACACCUGUCUGACAUCCUGGUGCAGGUUAACGGGCGUAUAAAGGAGAGAGAAGGUUAUGCUCCAGGCUCAGCUCAUCAUCGCUGUAAAGAGAUGUCAGAGUUCAACAGCUCCCUUUGCAAAGACCUGUUCCUCUUCCCCAAGUACUACCCACCCAACUGAACUCUGUCUCACCGCGCGCACACACACACACACACACACACACACACACACACACACACACACAAUACCAGCAAAACCACUCUCUCACUCUUUGCUCUCUCUCUCACACACACACACACACACCACAUUCCAGACUGAAUUGGCUUUCACGCACAUUCCUCAUGCACAGGCUAUUCAUAAAGGUUUUCCAUCUAGACAUUCCCCGAUACACUCAUGCAGACCAACAGAAGUUUCAUUCAUGAAGGCUUUUUGCUGUGCCAAAAUUCUCAAAUACACACACACACACACACACACACAUUUGUUUACUCACAUUUGAGAGAGUAACCAAGGCACUUACUCAAACACAGCAAUGCCGUUUAGAGCAAAGGAACUUGUCUUUUUUAAUGCAGCUUGCAAAGAAUAUGGAUACAGUGAAGUGUUCAAAACUUUUCCCAUUUUCAUGUAUCGUCAUUCUUUUCACACCAGUAAGAACAUGAUACCAAUGAGUGGUUGGAAAUGAUUUUCUAGAUUUUUUAAAAGUAAUUUUACACCGUUGUUUUUAAUGUAUUUUAAAAAUGUUUUUGUUAUUAUGUGUUUUACAUAUGGUGCGCUCUUUUGUACAUUCGUUGUCUGUGUCUUCCACUGCCAGUUUAGCUGUAAAGGCCUCAAAGUUAAACUGAGGCUGUUUGAGCGGUUAACAGAACUACCACACACUUUCUCUCUCUUUCUCUCUCCCUCAAUCUCUCUCUCUCUCUCUAUCUAUCUAUCUAUCUAUCUAUCUAUCUAUAUUUCUCUUUUCUUUCCAGACUCCUCAUACAUUUGCUGUACUGCCAUAGAUACACACACAUUCACUCCAGUCUGACCAACUUGCCUUUAUCCAAAACAAAUGUUUGGAUAUGAAUAUUUGUGCUCUGCUCUGGUUAAGCUUACAGAUCCAGCUGCACAGAUAUGGAAACUGUAUUACAAACGAAAGACACUUUUAAUGGACCGAAGAAUAGAAUCAUAUAUAAUUCCAAAUAUUCAGAAAAAAAUUCUCAGUAUGUUUGUAAAUAAGAUUUUAUAUGGACUGAUUAUUGGAAUGCAGGAUCCUGCUGCCAGUGUAGGCAAUAAUGUACUACCCCAGUAUUCUCAAAUGUCUACAUUUAAAUUCCUUCAUCAUUAUCUUUUAAUUUUUCAGUUUUUCACAUGACUAAUGAUCUCUGCGCUCUUUGGUUCUGUGGUCAGUUUAUUUUUGCAUUUUAUAGUUUUAUCGGUCCCAUCUUGUUCAUCUUGUCUGCAACCGAAUAGGCAUUUUUUUUUCUUCAAAUGAAAUAUGCAACAUGAAUUUGGUGCUUUAAGUUUAGUUCUGAUUUUGUUUUUAACGGCACCUUGUGCGUGUGCCUGUGUUUAUGCUCAUUCCAUAUGUGAAAGUAAAAAGCUCUUACCCACACAGAG
Clupea harengus (Atlantic herring) is the source of this 3517-nucleotide messenger RNA. RefSeq names its product caspase 2, apoptosis-related cysteine peptidase (gene casp2). The record is from RefSeq and is a predicted model, not a curated record. Gene Ontology annotation, biological process: proteolysis; regulation of apoptotic process. Lineage: Eukaryota; Metazoa; Chordata; Actinopteri; Clupeiformes; Clupeidae. Gene Ontology annotation, molecular function: cysteine-type endopeptidase activity.